AUGGCUCCAGUUUGCGCUUCGUGCCGGAGGUUUUUGGGAAGCAAAAGUGGAUCCUGCUGGAUUAUCCCAGCUCAUGUGAUGGGGAUGAGAAGCAAAAUCUCUGUUCUCUCGUUUAGAGAUGUGCUUUUAGUAGGGAAAGUGGCUGGCUGAAGCCUGUUAAUAGAAGGCUGCAGAAUAAAAAAUCCCCCGCAUGCGUUUUUCACCCAAAAUGACUGAAUUUAUGCGUGAUUAAGAGCGCAAACUGGACUUGAAUGCUGAAAGCUGAACGCUGACAGGAGAGAGGGAGUGAGAGAGAGAGGGAGAGACAUCUGCACAUGGCUCCUCGGAUGGAAAAAGGACUUUGGCUGCUUUUCCUCACCACGGCGUUGUGCGCUGAGGUGGAGGAACGAUUAAUUAAUAACCUCCUUUCUCCUGAACGCUACAACAAGCUCAUACGACCAGCAGUGAACAAGAGCCAGCAGGUGACCAUCGCCAUCCAGGUGUCUCUAGCUCAGCUCAUCAGUGUGAAUGAAAGGGAACAGAUUAUGACCACCAACUGCUGGCUCACUCAGGUGUGGAAUGAUUACCGAUUAAUGUGGAACCCAGACGAGUACGAAGGUGUCAUGAAAGUUCGUCUUCCGUCACAGCACAUAUGGCUGCCAGACAUCGUCCUCUACAAUAAUGCGGACGGGACUUACGAGGUGUCUUUCUACUCCAACGCCGUCGUGUCCAGCAAUGGUGAGGUUGCUUGGUUGCCUCCAGCCAUCUAUAAAAGUGCGUGUAAGAUUGAGGUGCGAAACUUUCCAUUCGACCAACAGAACUGCACACUGAAGUUCCGCUCUUGGACGUACGACCACACAGAGAUUGACCUGGUCUUGCUGUCCGACUUCGCAAGCCGCGAUGACUUCAAACCCAGUGGUGAGUGGGAUAUUGUGUCUCUUCCCGGUCGCAAGAAUGAAGACCCAGAUGACUUCACUUACCUGGAUAUCACUUAUGACUUCAUCAUCAGGCGCAAGCCGCUUUUCUACACCAUCAACCUGAUCGUUCCGUGUGUUCUUAUCACAUCUCUGGCCAUCUUGGUUUUCUACUUGCCCUCGGACUGUGGAGAGAAGAUAACCUUGUGUAUCUCAGUCCUCUUGGCCCUAACUGUUUUCCUCCUUCUCAUCUCCAAGAUUGUGCCUCCGACCUCACUGGCUGUGCCACUCAUUGGCAAGUAUCUGAUGUUCACCAUGGUGCUGGUGACCUUCUCCAUCGUCACCAGCGUGUGCGUGCUAAACAUUCAUCACCGCUCUCCGAGCACACACACCAUGCCACCGUGGGUCAAGAGCUUCUUCUUGAAUCAUCUGCCAGCGUUGUUGUUCAUGCAAAGGCCUGGGUCGUCCAACAUCCGUGAGAAAUUCCGGCGCAAGCACCAACAUCGCUCGUUCUCUGAGAACACUCUUAAAAGAGAGCAGGACGCUCUGUCGGAUUCCACGUUCUUUGUGAAUGAGGACUCCAAAACCCUCAGCCGGAGGAAUAGAGAAAUGCAGGAUAACACAGAGAUCCGGAAACGGCUAGCAGUGAAGUGCUCAGCGGAUAUGGAGAUGGCUGUGGAGGGCGUGAGAUACAUUGCUGACAAGAUAAAGAGCGAGGAUGAUGACGAAGCGAUCAUUGAGGACUGGAAAUAUGUGGCGAUGGUAAUAGACCGACUCUUCCUGUGGAUCUUUGUGUUGGUUUGCGUUUCUGGAACUGUUGGCCUCUUCAUGCAGCCUCUGGUUAAUAGCUACAACACUCAAUUGGAUGACAACACCGAGUGACACACACACACACACACACACACACACACACACACACACACACACACACACGUGAAAACCAGCUCCUGCUCACUCCCAAUUUAGAAACUGUGAAUGUAAAGCUGUUCACUACUUAGCACUGGACCCAGGUCAUGUGAUCCUGCUGACUUCAGCCGUUUAUUUAGAAAUUAUAGCAAUACAGUUUCAGAGAGAGUAUCACAGACUACCUUACCUCAAUAUAAUAUAAUAUCCUUAUACAUUUUCUAUGGUAGCAAAAGUAUUACUUCUUACUUAGCAUGUUCUCACAGAUGCUGCAGUAGAUUUCAAAUAAGGGAUGAAUAAUAAAUAACAAAAUGAUAAAUGAUGCUAUAGACAGUAGGCAUUUGUGCAGUAUGCAGUUUAUUGGAACACGACCAUUUACGUUGCAUUGAAAUAUCCUUCAAAAGUUGUAUAUUCUAUCAGAAAUCUGUAUUAACACACUGAAACAUCACAUCAAGACAGUACUAGACAAACAAAACUACUGUAUAAGGCUCACACACACACACACAGAUGAUUUCUUGUACCUACAACAUAAAGAACCCAACAUGAACUAAUGUACCUCAAAUUAUUGUAGCAAUGUUUGUUUGAAUAAUAACCAUAAUCUUAUAUAUUAAUAUGAAAGAAAAUCAGUCUAAAUAUGUGACAGUAUACACACAUGGGAAUAAAUAUAUUCACAUAAGCACAUGCAUGUUCUUUACACGUCUGUUCUAUCCUUAGUUUGAGUGUUUCUUACCAUGUUGUUGUUUUUUUUCUAAUUCAGAUUUAAUAAAUAAAUUGACUCACAUGGCUAGAAGAUGAUAGAACGUGCUCGAAUGGCUGUUGAUGCUCAAUAUGCAAAUCAACAGAUUCAUAAACACCUGAUGACAAUGUGAUGGAGAAAUAAAGCUUUUCCGAGGAAGAAGUCCCUUGGUAGUGACAAGUUGCUUUUUUUGUUGUUUGUUUAGGUUCUAGAUAUAAAAAUGAGAGAGAGAGAGAGAGAGAGAGAGA
Molecule: messenger RNA, 2780 nt
Organism: Ictalurus punctatus (channel catfish)
Lineage: Eukaryota; Metazoa; Chordata; Actinopteri; Siluriformes; Ictaluridae
Gene: chrnb5b
Product: cholinergic receptor, nicotinic, beta 5b
Exons: 6
Coding region: 315-1775 (486 amino acids)
Biological process (GO): nervous system process; regulation of membrane potential; chemical synaptic transmission
Cellular component (GO): postsynaptic membrane; neuron projection; synapse
Molecular function (GO): acetylcholine-gated monoatomic cation-selective channel activity; transmembrane signaling receptor activity
Source: RefSeq, a predicted model, not a curated record